UUCGCGCCCUUCGUCAUUGCAGCCACCAGCCGAGAUCAUGUCGUCGACGUCAGCGAGCCCUCCACCGCCUCAGGAAAACAAUGGUCGCAGACCUGCUCCUCGUCCCACAGUCCGCAAGCAGACCCGCUCGGACUUCGCGCUCGAGCCGAAUCCAUUCGAGCAGUCCUUCUCCGCCACCCCCAACCACUCCAAUGUCAGGCAGGACGACCGCAACGACCGCGGCGCCAGCCAGCAGCCCUCGCUCGGCCCAUCGUCCAACGACUCCGACCAGAAGCCCCCCUCCCACACCCAGUCCCCCAAGCCGACCCUCCCCCCGCUAGCUGCCCUCGCAUCGCCGUCCGAUCCCAGCUACUACUUCAACAACCCCGCGCUCGCAAACUCCCUGCGCGCUGGUCCCCUCUCCCCCGCGAUGCUCGCUGGCCCACAGGCGGAGAACCAGCCUCCCCAGCUCCAAUUCGACCCUGUCUUCCGCACUGGUCUCACCCCGCGCACCGGACUCACCCCGCGGACGGGGCUCACCCCCGGCACCGGCCUGACACCCUUCGUGGGUGGACCAACAACGCCAAACACGCAGGCCUUCCUCGCAUACCUCAAUAACACUCAGCCCAACCCCACCAUGACCCCCAACACGCUCAACGCGAUCAACGGAGUCCUGAACGCGCCCCAGCCCCAAUCGCAGCAAGAGACCCAGCACUCGAUGCAGCAGCCCAGCGAGAACGGGUACCUCGCCCCCAACGCUGUCUCCACCGCUGCCAACACCGCGGCGAACGGGCUGUUCCUGCUCUCGCAGGCGCACCAGGAGCUCACUAAGAGGGAGGAACAGGCACGUCAGCAUGGUAGUACCACCGCACCAGCCAAUGUGAUGGGCGGUCAGCAGCAGGUGCAGCUUAACGGCGCGGACAACAAUCACAACGCGAACAACGGCAACGGACGGCGGGGCACGAAGCGCAAGCAGAGCGGCGACAGCCAGGCGCCAUCGGAGGGGAAGAAAACACGCCAGUCGACCCGCCGCCGCGCUCAAGUACAGCACGACGACAUGGGCGACGAUGACGACGAUGACGAUGACGAGGAGGACGUGAAGCCUAAAGCGUCGGGCAACUCACGCGGGAACAAGAAGCCGGAGACGGAAGAGGAGAAGCGGCGGAACUUCCUCGAGCGGAACAGGCAAGCCGCCUUGAAGUGUCGUCAGCGGAAGAAGGCCUGGCUCGCGUCGCUGCAGGCCAAGGUCGAAUUCCUCCAGACGGAGAACGAGCGACUCACGUCCGCGCUCGUGGCCAGUCGCGAAGAGAUCUCGCGGCUGUCUGCCCUUGUCGGCGGCGCAGGCGUAAUAGGGGGUGGCAUACCUGCAGGCGCACCAGGCGUAUCCGGCGUGCCCGUCGCGAGCGUUGGCGCACCCGUAGCCGCGGGUGGCCCAGCUCCCAUCGGCAUGCCCAUCGCAGGGUCAGCGGUCCCGCCACCCGCGGCGCCGCAGCCCAAACCGGGCGACUCGCAGCCUGUCAGCAUGAGCGUUCCCGUGCCCGUUGGCAUCAAGGAGCGCGGCGAGAGCAGGCAGAGCGAUCGCGGCUACGGGUAUUAGCCCGAUGUUGUCGCCGCCGCGUGAGCGCAUACACGGAGCUGCCGCGCGUGCAGGCGUACGGUAUGGGGGACGGUCAAUCCACGGGGCCGUCGUUCGUUGCUUCUCUUCCUUCCCUUUGCGCUCGCCCCUCUUUUGUCUCUUCGCUGGUUGUCCCACUUGGCGCAGGUAUUUCUACCUUGUGCUGGUACUCUUACCUCUCGCUGGCUAUCCGGUGGUAUCAGGCAUGUCAUCAGAUCGGACGAUUCUUUUUUCUUAUGUCGAAUACUUACGCGGCUUCUGUUGUCCUGUUUUCUUGCCCACCCCUUUGGUGAAGUGGUCUCUGCUUGUCGGGUUGCCGACGUUUAUGAACCGGACGGCCUGCUCUACGCCAUACACGAAGUUAAAAGCGUACUAUGAUACAUGUACUCUAGUAGGCUAUACGAGCUAUGUACGUAUAUGUAAUAUGAACCUACGAUGUUGUUCUAUUCGA
Molecule: messenger RNA, 2045 nt
Organism: Schizophyllum commune H4-8
Lineage: Eukaryota; Fungi; Basidiomycota; Agaricomycetes; Agaricales; Schizophyllaceae
Exons: 3
Coding region: 38-1576 (512 amino acids)
Biological process (GO): regulation of transcription by RNA polymerase II
Molecular function (GO): RNA polymerase II cis-regulatory region sequence-specific DNA binding; DNA-binding transcription factor activity, RNA polymerase II-specific
Source: RefSeq, a predicted model, not a curated record